Messenger RNA from Trichoderma virens Gv29-8, 543 nucleotides. RefSeq lists its product as uncharacterized. The coding region runs from base 1 to 543 and encodes 180 amino acids. The record is from RefSeq and is a predicted model, not a curated record. The transcript is spliced from 2 exons. NCBI's taxonomy places the organism in Eukaryota, Fungi, Ascomycota, Sordariomycetes, Hypocreales, Hypocreaceae.
AUGAUUAUCUCCAACUUUCUCUGGAUAGUCAGUGCGAUUGCAUCCCUCGCCAGUGCAGUCGAAUGCCCAAGAUGUGACUUUGUCCUCUGUCGCAACUACCAAGAGAGAGCUGUAAACAACUACAUCGACACUUGGAAUGGAGACUUUAGUCUCGAAAAUAUAACAUUCGCACCAAAUGUUAGCCUGUACCAAGACCGGUUGCCAGGUUCCAAUGGCUCCAUAGAGCUGCCCAUUGGGACGUCUAGCGAAUUCAUCAAGUUUAUGAAGAUGGCACAUACCGGCUGGAAUCACUACCAAUUUGUUGUCCAUAACGUUGCGUUUGAUAAGUAUAAUGUUAUUAUUCGGUGGGCGUUGAAUGCAACAGUUGGGCCGCAUGACAAAAUGAUCAUUCCGAUCAAUAAGCCUGAAGGGACUCAUAUUACAUACAAUGGUACAGAUUGGUUGUACCUCGAUCACUGCACGGGCAAGAUCAAACAGGUCGACUCUGCACAAGAUUACAUCACUGCAUUGCAUGCACAAGGGCUUACGGAAAUCAAGAUUUGA